AUGUCAACUGAGUUACAAAAUACAGAUAAUAUCCAGGUGUUUUAAGGCCAUAGAAACAGUUUAAUUUACAUUUAGAUAAGUAAUUCAACUAUAUAUUCAGUAAAUGUUCAAGGUGAUAUCAUUUUAUUUGAUGCAUUAAGCUCAAAUAUCUUGAAUGUUUAUAAUUGUACUCAUACAGGUGGAAAAAUUGAUUAAUAAGUAUUAUUUAGUUCUACAUUUGAUUUAUUCAUGUAUUAUGACACUCAAUAAUCAACGAUAAAUGUGUACAGUCUCCAAAAUAAGAAAGUAAUCUCAUCUCUACAGACUCCAAAUUUGCAGCUUAUUUAAAUUAUUGAAGUGGAAAUAAAUAAUAAAUAUGUGUUUCUUUUCGAUAAUGGUAAAUAUGCAGCCACAAAUUUGAUAUAAGGAAAAAUAGAAAUUUUUAGUAUUUCAGACCAUAUCUAGAAUAUUAGUUAAUCCUAAUUAGCUCAGAAUGGAACAUCUAUAUUUUUGUUUAGCCAAUCUCAGUCGUUAAGUUACAUAGAGUCUUUUACUUUCUAUUCAAUUUCUUGGUUUGAAAUACUAAAUGAUUCUAUUUACUAUUCAUUAAAAGAAAGUACAAAAGGCAUAAUCAUUUAUUCGCUAUCCUAAAACUAAAUAAUUAACGAUUUAAGCUGCUAAAUUCUUCCUUAUAAUUUAAAUCUAGUAACAAGCCCUUUGAACAUUUAUCACUAGUAAGACUUAGUUGUUUUGUCUCAUUAUGCAGGAGUUGCAAUGCUAGAUUUAACAAACCUUUCUAUACAGAAAUAAAUGAGGAUACUUUCUUAAAGAAACUCAAUAAAUUUGUAAACUCUAGUCUACAAAUAAUAUGAUUUAAUAGUAAUAACUGAUAAAUAAUACACAACUCUUCUUAGCUACUAUACUUUAGAAGUGAUUCUUUUCUUACCAGUUCCAAAUAUUGAUUAUUAAUAAGUUGUAUUCUUUGAGAAUCUCAGUAACAAUGCUUUAUAUAUUGGAGGAUCUUAAUAACAAAAUAUAGUUCUGUAUGAAAUAGAUUUAAAGAUAAAACAAGUUAAAUUAUUUUUUAAUAAUAAUAAUUAAUAAUGCUUGGACAUGAUUUUAGAUUUUGACCUUCAAAGCCUUAGAGUUUAUCUCAGCUAGGAUAAAUAAGUUUGA
This is a messenger RNA of Tetrahymena thermophila SB210, 1155 nucleotides long. RefSeq lists its product as hypothetical. The transcript is spliced from 5 exons. Lineage: Eukaryota; Ciliophora; Oligohymenophorea; Hymenostomatida; Tetrahymenidae. The record is from RefSeq and is a predicted model, not a curated record. Gene Ontology annotation, molecular function: protein binding.